Molecule: messenger RNA, 2634 nt
Organism: Vanessa atalanta (red admiral)
Lineage: Eukaryota; Metazoa; Arthropoda; Insecta; Lepidoptera; Nymphalidae
Product: protein groucho-like
Exons: 18
Coding region: 373-2502 (709 amino acids)
Biological process (GO): regulation of DNA-templated transcription; negative regulation of canonical Wnt signaling pathway
Cellular component (GO): nucleus; transcription regulator complex
Molecular function (GO): transcription corepressor activity; protein binding
Source: RefSeq, a predicted model, not a curated record
AUGGAUGUGACUUGACAAGCAACAAAAAUUGCGGCGUGGAUUUAUGGUUAAAAAUUGGAGAAUUCUAACUGUUGAUUGUUUAGUGGUGUAUAUGUUAUCUUUAACUAUUUACAAGAAAUUAUACUAAAGUUCGUAAUCAAGUUUAAAGUAGUGUAUGUCAUGAUAAUGACUGAUAUUUUAAAAGUUUUAAGACAAAGUUUGUGCAUAUCAUUGUCUUUAGUGAUUAGCCGCGGAUUUCCCGUUUUGUAUGCAUUAUAGCAAAGGCUGAGAAGAUUGGGGAAAUGGUUCCGUUAGUUUUAGUUUAUAUAGGAUCAAAAGAAAACUAUAUUUGUUCGUGAGAAAAACAAAAACUUUGUUUAGUUUAGUGACAGGAUGUAUCCGACGCCGACGCGGCACCCGGCGGGGGCUGUAAGGGGGCCGCAGCCAACGGCAGGACCUAUAAAAUUUACAGUAGCAGAUACUUUAGAACGUAUUAAAGAGGAAUUUAACUUUUUACAAGCUCAGUACCACACGUUGAAAUUGGAAUGUGAAAAGUUAGCAAGCGAGAAAACUGAAAUGCAGAGACAUUAUGUCAUGUAUUAUGAAAUGUCUUACGGCCUAAAUGUUGAAAUGCAUAAACAGACAGAAAUAGCGAAACGGCUUAGUGCAAUUAUCGGACAAGUGUUGCCAUUUCUAGCGCAAGAACACCAGCAGCAAGUUGCAUCUGCCGUUGAGAGAGCCAAGCAGGUCACUAUGUCCGAACUUAAUGCUAUUAUUGGGCAACAACAACAACAAGGCCUCCAGCAACUUCUUCAACAGAUUCACGCCUCAGCGGGCUUACCGCAUGGUGUGGGGGGAGCGGGGGCGUUGUUAGGGGCGGGAGGCCUUCUGUUCCCCGGCGCGGGGCCUCCACCAACUCCACAUCUGCCGCCGCCCGCACACAAGGUAGAACUACCGCCCCCCUCAGAUAUUAAACCUCCAGCCUUAACGGGUGGGCCGGCCCCACCACCCCUCAUGUCCGGACAACCUCCGCCCCGUGAUGACGAUAGGAUAUCAUCACGAGGUCAUAGCCAACAGCAAAGGCGCUCGGUGUCGCCCCACGAGCGCGAGCACAAGUACCGGCCGCGCUCGCCCGCGGAGCCCGAGGCGCUGGACGUCAAGCGCAGGAAGGAGGAGAAGGUACUCGGACAUGUGAGUCUAUGUAGUGAUAGCGACGCUGAAAAAAGUGAUCAAGAUCUUGUUGUUGAUGUGGCAAACGAGGAGGAAAGAGGAUCUCCCAAUGUACGCACAGAGGGCGGUGAGAGAACAGAAAAUGGUCCACGACCUCCUUCAAGGUCAGGAUCUUCUUCCAGCAGAUCGACACCCAAGAGUUCAAAAGACGAUAAGCCUGGAACUCCCGGUUCCAAGAACCGCGCUCCCACCCCCACGGGGCGCUACGCCUUCCCCGCCUACGCCGCCUACCGCCCGCCGCUGCCCUACGACGGACACACGCGCACCAACGGCAUGCCGCCCGCCAAGCCCGCGUACGCGUACCACUCGUGCGGCGGGCCGCUGCAGGCCGUGCCGUUCCCGGCCGACGCGCUGCUGGGCGCGGGCGUGGCCCGCGGCGCGCGCGCGGUGGCGGCGCUGCCGCACGGCGAGGUGGUGUGCGCCGUGGCGCUGUCGCUGGGCGCCGCGCGCCACGCCUACACGGGCGGCAAGGGCUGCGUCAAGCUGUGGGACAUCACCGACCCCGGCUCGCCCGCCGCGCUCGAGCCGCUCUCGCAGCUGGACUGCUUGCCCUCCUCUCAGCAAAGAGACAACUACAUCCGCUCGGUGAAGCUGCUGCCGGACGGGCGCACGCUGUUGGUGGGCGGCGAGGCGUCCAACCUGUCCAUCUGGGACCUGUCGUCGCCCACGCCGCGCAUGCGCGCCGAGCUCACGUCGUCCGCGCCCGCGUGCUACGCGCUCGCCAUCAGCCCCGACUCCAAGGUGUGUUUUAGUUGCUGCUCUGAUGGAAAUAUAGCUGUAUGGGAUCUACACAAUCAAACGUUAGUUAGGCAAUUCCAAGGUCAUACAGAUGGUGCUUCGUGUAUAGACAUAAGUCCAGACGGCACGAGGCUAUGGACGGGCGGUCUUGAUAACACAGUUCGUUCCUGGGAUCUAAGAGAGGGAAGACAGUUGCAUCAACAUGAUUUUUCAAGUCAGAUCUUUUCUCUUGGGUACUGUCCCACAGGUUCAUGGCUUGCUGUGGGUAUGGAGAACUCUCACGUGGAAGUGUUACACGCUGGUAAGCCGGAUCGUUAUCAGCUUGUGUUACACGAAUCAUGCGUGCUGUCGCUACGUUUCGCGGCUUGCGGCAAAUGGUUCGUGUCAACAGGGAAGGAUAACCUGCUGAACGCAUGGCGUACGCCGUACGGUGCUAGUAUAUUUCAGUCUAAAGAAUCAUCAUCGGUGCUCAGUUGUGAUAUAUCAGCGGAUGAUAAAUUUAUAGUGACAGGAUCUGGGGACAAGAAGGCUACAGUGUACGAAGUGAUGUACUAAGACAGUGAAGUGCAGUGAAGUAGACAGAAGUGAUAAUCUCAAUAGGCAAUAACAAAGGGUAUCUUGUGGUCCAGUGGAACUUCAAGCUAAAUGGGUCCGUUAAAUGAAACAAAAUAAAAGGUCAAAACACAA